Cricetulus griseus (Chinese hamster) is the source of this 1910-nucleotide messenger RNA. NCBI's taxonomy places the organism in Eukaryota, Metazoa, Chordata, Mammalia, Rodentia, Cricetidae. The record is from RefSeq and is a predicted model, not a curated record.
AGGGCGGGAGCUUGGUCAUCUGACUCGGUGACCCGGGCACCGACGCUUCUUUCCCUGUAUCCUGGGCAAGAAGGCAAGUUUGAGGACUGCUCGGACAGACCGCUGAGCAGCCAUGCGACCGUCCCCGCAUCGGACCCCCGAGCUACUGCUGGCGCUGCUGGCGCUGGCGGCGCAGGCCUCGGCCCAGCAGACACCCGCACUGUGGCCCUGGCCGCGCUCCGUGAAGGUGUCCCCGGAGCUGCUGAACAUCGCCCCGGAAAACUUCCUUAUCUCCCACGGUCCGAAUUCCACGGCGGACCCCUCCUGCUCGCUGCUGCAGGAAGCCUUUCGGAGAUAUUACAAAUAUAUUUUUGGUUUCUACAAGAGGCAUCAUGGCCCUGCUAAGUUUCAAGGUGGAGCUCAGUUAGAGCAACUUCAGGUGUCAAUUACCCUCCAGUCACAGUGUGAUUCCUUCCCUACUGUGUCCUCAGAUGAGUCCUAUUCUCUACUUGUGCAGGGACCAGUGGCUUUCCUCAAGGCUAACAGAGUUUGGGGAGCAUUACGAGGUUUAGAGACAUUUAGCCAGUUAGUUUACCAAGACUCUUAUGGGGCCUUCACCAUCAACAAAUCCAUUAUUACUGACUCUCCAAGGUUUGCACACAGAGGAAUUUUAAUUGAUACAUCCAGACACUACCUGCCCGUGAAGACAAUUUUAAAAACUCUAGAUGCCAUGGCUUUUAACAAGUUUAAUGUUCUUCACUGGCACAUAGUGGACGACCAGUCUUUUCCUUAUCAGAGUACCGCGUUCCCUGAGCUAAGCAAUAAAGGAAGCUAUUCUUUGUCUCAUGUCUAUACACCAAGAGAUGUCCAAAUGGUGCUUGAAUAUGCCCGGUUCCAAGGAAUUCGAGUUAUACCAGAAUUUGAUACCCCUGGACAUACACAGUCUUGGGGAAAAGGUCAGAAAGACCUUCUAACUCCAUGUUACAUCGAAAAAAAGGAAACUGAAAGAGUUGGACCUAUAAACCCAACUCUAAAUACAACUUAUACAUUCUUUAACACAUUUUUCAAUGAAAUCAGCAGUGUGUUUCCAGAUGAGUUCAUUCAUUUGGGAGGAGAUGAAGUAGAUUUCCAGUGUUGGUCAUCAAAUCCUAAUAUCCAAGAUUUCAUGCAGAAAAAGGGGUUUGGUAAGAACUUUAAAAGACUGGAAUCUUUCUAUAUUAAAAACAUUUUGGAUAUUAUUACAUCCUUGAAAAAAGGCUCCAUUGUUUGGCAAGAGGUUUUUGAUGAUAAAGUAGAGCUUCAGCCGGACACAGUGGUUGAAGUGUGGAAAAAUGAAAAUUAUUUGGCGAAGCUAGAAGAAGUCACAUUUUCUGGCUUCAAAGCAAUCCUUUCUGCUCCUUGGUACUUAGACAUCAUUAGCUACGGGCAAGACUGGAAAAAAUACUACACAGUAGAGCCUCUUAAAUUUGACGGUUCUGUGAAGCAGAAACAACUUGUCAUUGGUGGAGAAGCUUGCCUAUGGGGAGAAUACGUGGAUGCAACUAACCUUAUUCCAAGAUUAUGGCCUCGGGCAAGCGCUGUUGGUGAGAGACUCUGGAGUCCUGAAACUGUCAUUGACAUAGAUGAUGCCUACAGCAGACUGGUGAGACACCGCUGCAGAAUGGUCAGCCGUGGAAUAGCUGCACAACCUCUUUUUACUGGACAUUGUGGCCAUUAGCAUAAAGUGAAAAAGUGAACAGAAAAGGCUUCAGCAGCUUGAACUAUAAUCAUGUUGAUUUUGAAAUCAUGUAAAACUAUUUGUUAGGUUUUGUUUUGUUUUUUUUUAAUAAACCAUCUUUUUAUUGAUUGACUACCUGUUGUAUCGCACACUGAAUACUGGCAUCUAUUAUGUGAGCAUCUUAAAAAAUAAAAGGAAAAGCUUUGUGAUACCA